Molecule: messenger RNA, 687 nt
Organism: Arachis ipaensis
Lineage: Eukaryota; Viridiplantae; Streptophyta; Magnoliopsida; Fabales; Fabaceae
Source: RefSeq, a predicted model, not a curated record
AUGGAGUUGGCCGCAGCUGAUCGUCCUCCUUUCGCGCCAUUACACAGUCGACGAGGGAAUCAAGCUCAAAAGGACGAUGAAACUGCACAAAAUCAUGAAAAUGAAAAUUCUGGAAAGACUGAACCAGAGACUGCAGCUGCUGAAAAUCCAACAAGAGACAAUUCCGUUUUGUCUCAUGAAUCUAAAGGAAAUCCUGAAACCAACAGUUCCAUGAAUCCCUUGACUCGGUCUUCAACUAGAAAGGCAAAUGAAGAAUUAAACAUUGCUCUUUUCUCUCAAAUGGAGCCUCAGAGUGUCAAGGAAGUCUUUGAUGACCCUUCUUGGGUAGAGGCAAUGGAGGAUGAGCUUCAUGAGUUUGAGAAUAACCAAAGUGUUGAAAUGUGUUCAAGAUUCCAAUUAAAACUAAAAGAGUCUCAUCUUUCUGCAGUUAAGAGGAUCAUUAGAUAUGUUCAUAGCACAUUCAAUUUUGGUCUAUGGUAUCCUAAGAUUGAUGAUUUUUCUGCAGUUGGCUAUUGUGAUACAAAUUUUGCUGGUGAAAUAGUUGAUAGAAGGAGCACAUCAGGCUUAUGUUGUUUUCUUGGAAAGUCUUUGAAUGUUUGGUCAAGUAAGAAGCAGUCAACAGUGGCUUUAUCCACUACAGAGGCUGAAUAUAUAGAUGCUUCUUCUUAUUGUUCUCAGCUUAUGUAG